Ruditapes philippinarum (Manila clam) is the source of this 976-nucleotide messenger RNA. RefSeq lists its product as uncharacterized. Bases 239 to 571 code for a protein of 110 amino acids. The transcript is spliced from 3 exons. Lineage: Eukaryota; Metazoa; Mollusca; Bivalvia; Venerida; Veneridae. The record is from RefSeq and is a predicted model, not a curated record.
UGCAAAGUUGUGAUUAGUUAAUUUGAUAUACCUUCUUGUGUUUCAAAACUUUUGUGUUAAGUCACACGUCAUAAGUAUAAUGAUAUUGUUUUUUCUUUCUCAGGUAAAUUUUCUGUCACAGAUUGGAGUCAUAUUGACAAUGUAAAAUAAGAUAUUCCAGUCGGUUUCUGGUAUCGUAUAAAAUGAACAAAUCUCGCUCAGAAAGUGGUAUUCGCUGUCUGGUUUCAAAGUAUUCGGAAUGAAAACUAUACGAUUCAAACUUUUAAUGGAGCCUGGCCUUGUAAUCCUCGUUUCUUCUAUGCUUAUCAUUUUAUGUGCAAUACUUCCAAGUGUUUCAACACGACCAGCAGACACGGAUAAUGGGGAUAACAUUAAACUUAGAAAGCGCCCUUCACUUGCUAAUAUCAGACAUAGUAUUCACGAAUUAGAACAAAUUGAAAGAUACUACCAGCAACUUCUUAUUCGAGGAUAUCUUCCAGAAAGUGAUGCUCGUCGAUUAGAACUUUUGCAAGAAUUCAUCGAGCAGUUGAGGAAUCGUUUACACGCCCUUACUACUCAAGAACACACCUAACAUGAAUGCUUUCAAAGAACGUAAAGACAGAAUUUAAUAUAUUAUUUAGCUAAUCAUUGUGAUACUUGUAUAUACUCAUAAGUUUUCUUAUGUGAACUGUUUAAGAUGUAAAGAUAUAUUUCACAUAUCCAUUGCCUCAGUAGGGUAUUGAAUAUUAUAUGUAUUGUAGACAUGUGAUGAAUGAUUCAAACACGCCUGCAGAAUCAUCUUUUUUAUUAAAAAAUAAAGUUCUGUUUUUUGUUAAAUUGUUAUGACCAAGAGUAAACGUUAUGUAAGUAGCGUAAAAACUAUGCUUAUGUGAAAUAGCAAACGGCUUGCCGUCAUAUUUAUAGUACGUAAUAUUUAUUUAAUUUGGCCUCAUUUUUUGCAUAUUUAUUUUUUUGUAUAUUUUGUUUCUUUGAUUUG